Molecule: messenger RNA, 1746 nt
Organism: Globicephala melas (long-finned pilot whale)
Lineage: Eukaryota; Metazoa; Chordata; Mammalia; Artiodactyla; Delphinidae
Product: solute carrier family 22 member 11-like
Biological process (GO): transmembrane transport
Cellular component (GO): membrane
Molecular function (GO): transmembrane transporter activity
Source: RefSeq, a predicted model, not a curated record
AUGGUGUUCACUGAGCUCCUGGAGCAGGCUGGGGGUGCGGGCUUCUUCCAGGCCCUGCAGGUCCACUUCUUCCUCCUGUCUGUCUGGGUGCCCAUCCAAUUAGUUGUGGAGAACGUUUCAGCUGCUGUCCUAGGCCACUGCUGCUGUGCCCACAUGCUGGACAAUGGCUCUGAGGCCCCCGGAAACCUCACCCCCGAGGCCCUCCUGGCCGUCUCCAUCCCACUGAGCCCCAACCAGGAGCCCCACCAGUGUCUGCGCUUCCGCCAACCACAGUGGCAGCUCCCGGACCCCAACGCCAUGGCCACCAACUGGAGCGAGGCUGCCACGGAGCCACGCGUGGACGGCUGGGUCUACGACCGCAGCACGUUUACCUCCACCAUCGUGACCGAGCAGGACCUGGUGUGUGACCACCAGGGCCUGAAGCCCCUAGGCCGGUCCAUCUACCUGGCGGGGGGCCAUGGCGGGUGGAGCACCUGGGGCCUCCUCUCCCACCAGUGAUUUGGGCGGAAGCCUGUUCUGAGCUGGCGCUGCCUGCAGGUGACGUGGCCAGCAUCAGCCCCAUCGUUGCCUCCAAUCUCCUUUCUACGAUUUUUGAGCACUUUGGGAUUGUCUGGCAUCAUCCUGACCUCGACAACGCUCAUGGUGGAGUGGACCACGACCCGCACGAGGGCCGUCACCGUGACGAUCCUGAGAUGCACCUACAGCAUCGGCCAGACGGCCAUGGGCAGCCUGGCCUUUGCCCUGUGGGACCGCCUGGCAUUAGUGGUGCAGAGGGAGAAGUGGCUGCCUUCUCCCCACUCCUGUUGCAGCUGGCAGGUCUGCUGCCCACCACCCCCUCCCCACAUGACCUGGGGGCAGUGCCCAAUCUACACGAAGAAAACAAAGACCCAGCCAAGCACCCGCUUCUUUAACCGGUGGCUGCCGGGAUCCGCCCGAUGGCUGAUUACGGUGGGCAAAACAGAUCGAGCGCUUCAGGAACUCAAAAAGGGGGCCAAGAUACAUGGCCACAAGGAAGCCAAAAGGACACUGACUGUAGAGGUACUGAUGUCCAGCAUGGAGGAGGACGUAGCCUCCGCGAAGUCCCGCCGGUCAGGGCUGGACCUGUUCCGUAUAAUCGCGCUCCUCUGGAGAAGCUGCAGACUGUUGGUAGCGAGCUUGUCCCUCACCCUCUCCUACUAUGGGCUAGUCCUCCUCCUGCAGAACCUGGGGAGCAGCGUCUUCUUCCUCCAGGUCCUCUUUGGAGCCACGGACUUCCGGGGCCGGAUCACCACCACGCUCCAACUCAGGUUCUUUGGCCGCCACACAACCCUGCCCGGCUCCCUGGCUGUGGCUGGCCUCGCCAUCCUGGCCAAAAUGCUGGUCCCACAGGAUCUGCAGACCCUGCAUGUGAUCUUGGCUGUGCUGGGAAAGGGAUGUUUUGGCAUCAGCUUAACCUGCAUCAUGGUCUACAAGCCGGAACUCUUCCCAACUUCACUGUGGAUGACCGCAGUGGGCCUGGGCCAGACGGCAGCCCGAGGGGGAGCCAUCCUGGGGCCUCUGCUGCGGCUGCUGGGUGUACACGGUGCCUCCCUACCCCUGCUGGUGUACGGGGCGGUGCCAGUGCCGAGCAGCCUGGCCGCACUGCUGCUGCCCGAGACCCAGAGCCUGCCGCUGCGCGACACUAUCCAAUAUGUGUGGAGCCAGGCAGUAAAGAAGGCAACACACAGCACCCAGGGGCGUCCUGUUCUGAAAUCCACACGACUUUAG